AUGUUGUUGAUCUCCUUAAUAUUUGUUCACCAACUACUAGCUGAAGUAUAUCUCGGAUUUUCUCUUGAACAAUCUCAGCUUUUGAAGAAAAACAAAACCAGAGAGUCAGCUACCAAGCCAUCCCCAUUACCGCCGAUUGGUAGAGGACCUACGAAGAUACAGACACUUCGAACUUCAAAGCUUACUGCAUCACCAACAACGAAAGAAGAAAAUGUAACGAAAAAAGUCGACGGCGUAAUAGGUGGCAUUCGAAAUAUUGAUGAAAUAAAACCUAAUAGGGACUUUGAAGGCAGACAACGAAAAAACCAGUAUUUGGUGGUGUAUAUAAUUAUUGGAGUAAUAGCUGUUGUACUGCUAAUUGCAGUAGUUGUAACUACAGUAACAAUUAUUGUGUUACGAAAGAAAAUAUGCGGCAGGAUUUAA
Messenger RNA from Necator americanus (New World hookworm), 423 nucleotides. RefSeq lists its product as uncharacterized. Lineage: Eukaryota; Metazoa; Nematoda; Chromadorea; Rhabditida; Ancylostomatidae. The record is from RefSeq and is a predicted model, not a curated record. The transcript has 6 exons. Bases 1 to 423 code for a protein of 140 amino acids.